GUUUGCCGCUGGCGGUCCCGCACACGGUGGAUGUGAGGCCGCGGUGAAGGCGCAGCGGCGGAGGAGCGGCCGAGGAGCAGGUUGGUGGUGCACACGAGCAAAAGAAUUCUCAGCAUCUGAGUCUCGUCAAAAAACACGAUGUCCAAGUUAAAAAGCUCGGAAUCUGUUAAAGUGGUCGUCCGGUGUCGACCAAUGAACGGCAAAGAAACCACAGCCGGCCACAAAAAGAUUAUUGACAUAGACGUGAAACUCGGUCAGAUUUUGGUGAAAAAUCGCAAGGGAAAUCCCAGUGAAUUACCCAAGACAUUCACAUUUGACUCUGUGUAUGACUGGAAUUCUAAACAGGUAGAACUGUACGAUGAGACCUUUCGGCCCCUUGUGGACUCUGUGCUGCUCGGCUUUAAUGGGACAAUUUUUGCAUAUGGGCAAACUGGAACUGGGAAAACCUACACCAUGGAGGGACUCCGCGGAGAUGCCGAGAGGAGAGGAGUUAUCCCAAACUCUUUUGAUCACAUUUUCACGCACAUUUCUCGAUCGCAAAAUCAACAGUACUUAGUAAGGGCUUCGUAUCUUGAAAUCUAUCAAGAGGAGAUCAAGGAUUUGCUCUCAAAAGAUCAAACUAAAAGGUUGGAGCUGAAAGAGCGGCCGGACACUGGUGUUUACGUCAAAGACUUGUCCUCUUUCGUGACCAAAAACGUCAAAGAAAUUGAGCACGUGAUGAACGUUGGCAAUCAGAAUCGCUCUGUGGGGUCCACAAACAUGAAUGAGCACAGCUCUCGCUCCCACGCCAUCUUUGUGAUAACAAUCGAGUGCAGCGAAAUCGGACUUGACGGCGAAAACCAUAUCCGUGUCGGAAAGCUGAACUUGGUCGACCUUGCAGGCAGUGAGCGACAGGCUAAAACUGGAGCCCAGGGAGAACGGUUAAAAGAAGCAACAAAGAUUAACCUUUCGCUCUCAGCACUUGGCAAUGUGAUAUCCGCACUCGUGGAUGGUAAGAGCACUCACAUUCCCUACAGGGAUUCCAAGCUAACUCGGUUGCUUCAGGACUCGUUGGGGGGUAACGCCAAAACAGUGAUGGUGGCAAACAUCGGCCCGGCCUCCUACAACUGCGAAGAGACUCUGACAACACUACGCUAUGCAAAUCGCGCUAAGAACAUUAAGAAUAAACCUCGUGUGAACGAAGACCCGAAAGAUGCUCUUUUGAGGGAGUUCCAGGAAGAAAUCGCACGGCUGAAAGCUCAGCUGGAGAAGCGAGGGGUGGGCAAACGGAAGAAGAAAAGUCGAAGGAGGCAGUUGGGAGAGGGAGGGGAGGAAAUCGAAGAGGAAGAUGGGGACGGGGAGGAGGAGGAUGUAUCUCACAAAAACGAGCCCGAAUACUGGAGAGCGCAGCAGGAGAAGCUGGAGAGAGAAAAGAAAGCUAUUUUCGAUGACCACAGCUUAGUUGCAGAGGAGAAACAAAAAUUACUCCGUGAGAAAGAGAGAAAAAUGGAGGACGUGCAGAGAGAGCGGGAAGCCUCGGAGACACUAGCCACUAAAAUCAAGGCCAUGGAGAGCAAACUUCUGGUCGGAGGCAAGAACAUUGUGGAUCACACCAAUGAACAGCAGAAAAUCCUGGAGCAGAGACGCCAUGAAAUUGCAGAACAGAAACGUCGGGAGCGCGAAAUGCAACAGCAAGUGGAGACUCGGGACGAGGAGACACUGGAACUGAAGGAAACGUACAGCUCUCUGCAGCAAGAGGUGGAUGUCAAAACCAAAAAGCUGAAAAAGUUAUUUGCUAAGCUCCAGGCGGUGAAAGCUGAGAUUCAUGAUCUGCAAGAGGAACACAUCAAAGAGCGACAAGAACUGGAACAAACACAGAACGAACUGACCAGAGAACUCAAACUUAAGCACCUUAUAAUUGAGAACUUCAUACCAUUGGAAGAAAAGAAUAAAAUAAUGAACCGAGCUUACUUUGAUGAAGAGGAGGACCAGUGGAAAACACAGCCUAUCACACGAAUUGAAGGCAAUCAGCAGAUGAUGAAGCGACCAGUGUCAGCAGUUGGGUAUAAGAGACCACUUAGCCACUACGCAAGAAUGGCAUUGAUGAUGAGAUCAGACCCCAGAUACAGAGCUGAGAACAUCUUGAUGUUAGAGCUGGACAUGCCCAGCCGUACCACCCGAGACUAUGAAGGGCCAGCCAUUGCUCCGAAGGUGCAGGCUGCGUUGGAAGCUGCUUUGCAGGAUGAAGAUGAACUCCAAGUAGAUGCUUCUACUUUUGAUCCUCAGCGAAGCGCUAGUGUUUGUGCCAGUGUUGGUGCAAGUGCCAGGAAAGUUAAAUCCAGCAGACCUAAAAGCGGGAAAAAAAUUGGCCCCUCUUCCUCAGCUGGGGCAGGAUCCCAGCUCUAUCCACAGUCUCGUGGUCUUGUUCCCAAAUAAACACACUCCCCGAGAAGAUGCAGCAACUUAUCAGCAGGAAGAAAAACGAACGAGCAUGAGUAAGGUUUGUCUCCUGUUGUCGUUUCAGUCUGAACACGUGUUAGAUCAGGGAGAUGAAAUUUACCUUUCUUCUGUUUUUAAUGUGUAACACCCACCAUUCCUUAGUGUACCAUUCCUACACUAAAACUGCACUUCCUUUAUACUCAUUACUCUUAUGUUGACAAACUGUCUUAUUUCUUAAUGUAACCCAAGUGGAAAGUGCCACUGCUUGCUGCUAUGGAAACGUCUUAUCCUCUGUAUAUCAAAUGGAUACCUCUCGUUUUAUUUUCUGAGGAAAAUGUAUUUAAAGAUUUCUGAAACUGACGAUCCUUAACUCUGUUGUCCUUUAAUUUAUUAGAUUUUCCUGUUGGAACAAGCUGAAUGUAGAUAGCACAUGUUUGAACAUUUGUUUAUUGUAUAGCUGGUGUUAUUUUGUACAAUCUUCUUUUUAAAAAAAAAUUACCGUUUGAGUUUAAUGUUAAAUAUUUGUUCUGAGAAGUAUUUUUUACAGCCCCACCCUGGCAUCACAAUAGGUGAUUUGAAGCAAUGACUCUGACCAUUGCUUUGACACGCACUACAAGAUGUGGUUACAGAUUGCAGCCAACUUCAGUGGUAGCUACAGGCUGCCAAUCACCAAUAUAUAUAUCAAUCUCGUCUAAAACUCCCAUUUUCAACGCUACAAAACACUUAACUCCUUUCAGAAACUUCGCAGCUGACUCCUGCACUGGAAGUGACACUUAUGGGUUUGCGCAUUUUAAACGCCACGAACAUUCUGUCACAGUAGACCUACCGUAUAGCUGAGAUGACCCUUAGCCCCAUCUUUAUUCACUACGAAAGGGGAACACGAUUGGUUUAAAAAGUUAGUCACCGUCUCGUAAAUUUUAAUAACCUAUUUCUAUAUUGAUUCUGUAUUAAAUGAGCGUUCCCUUUUUUUUCUUCCUCUUGCCAAUAUUCUUGCCCCUUCUCCCCCCCAC
Callorhinchus milii (elephant shark) is the source of this 3428-nucleotide messenger RNA. RefSeq names its product kinesin-like protein KIF3B. Gene Ontology annotation, biological process: microtubule-based movement. Gene Ontology annotation, molecular function: ATP binding; microtubule binding; microtubule motor activity. The coding region runs from base 139 to 2415 and encodes 758 amino acids. The record is from RefSeq and is a predicted model, not a curated record. Lineage: Eukaryota; Metazoa; Chordata; Chondrichthyes; Chimaeriformes; Callorhinchidae. The transcript is spliced from 9 exons.